AUGGACGAAUUUGCCCAAACGCGUGGCGUCGACGACCUCUUCGACGACGAAAUCAUCCCCCUUCCCCCUCAAGAGGUCGUGAUCGAAUACCCCCCAGAACCUGUACCGGAACCCGCAGCACACGAACCUACCCUUCAACGACCGACUUCGUCCGGCCCACGACCACCCUCGCAACCACGUGCAUCCCAUUCACCGGGAAAACAACAGCAACAACAGCAACAGCAACAACAACAAGAACAAUCGAGCCACGAGUCGCCGGCCCCGCCUGAAGCGCAGCAUAAUACUGGUGCCGCCGGGUAUAGGGAUGGAAAUCAUAACAGAGGUCGUGGGAACGGGCGCGGAUAUAGUGGGGAGAGGGGGAGAGGACGAGGCAGAGGAGGAGGAGGAGCUAAUGGUGGUGGGCGUGGUGGGCGUGGUGGGAGGCGGGUGAGGUCCCAAGGUGUGGAGGCGAGCCGUGAUGCGCCGACUCCUCCACCCGCGGCGGGUGGUGCAGAGGGGGAGGAACAGGUGGGGGAUGCUAAAGAGGGGGGAGGGGAUGUGGAUGGGAAAGAAAGGGAGGAAAUUCGGGAUGGGGAGAAUGGUGGGGAUGAGAAAACCAAAGAACAGAGCACGCCCGCGCGGGCGCCUUCACCUGCGCCUAGGACCUUUGCGGUUAAGGGAGAUAGAAGUGGAACGGGUGGCGUGAAGAAGCCCAAACUCACCGAAGAUGAACUCACGGAACGCAUGAAAGCCGCCAAACUCAAAGCAGCAGAACGGGCGGCCGCCCACGCUCGUGCUGAAGCCGACGAAGCCUCGUUCCUCGAACGAGAACGCAUCGCCGCCGAAAAGCGCCGUGAAGAAAUGCAGAACCGCCGCGUGAUGAACGGCGAGCGGGAGAGGAAUCGGCAACGAAAGCUUGACGCCCAGACCAGGCGCGAGUGGGAUAUUGAGAAGUCUGCGGAGGCAUUCGCGCCGACGGCCGGGAGGGGUCGGGGCGGGGCUGCAAGUUCUUAUCGACGCGGUGCGCAUGGUGGCGUGUUGUAUGAUGGGGCCACCACUGCUGGUGCGGGGGAUGGUAUGCGUGGUCAAACGGAAGAACCGUUCACGGAUCCUGACGACGAUGGAUAUUUCCGCGGGAGGGGAAGCGGGCGCGGAAACCCGCGUCGCGGCCGGGGCGGCAGGGGUCGUGGUCGUGGGGAUUAUGCUGGCAGACAGAUGUAUGGGGGCUCAUCUGGGCCUGAUGUCAGGAAGUGGGUGGAAGGCGUGUCGCCUCAUCAUCCCCCGCCUGAGCCUCCACGUGUCAGCGCGGAAGAGGAUUUCCCCGCGCUACCAAGUGUGUCUGGAGGAGGUGGAAAUGGGAAUAGAAAUGGGAACGGUAAGGAUGAUGUUACUACACCACUGUCGCCGCAGGGGACGUGGGCGGAGCAGGUGGAGAUGACUCAGGAAGAGCGGAAGACGCAACAACAGUCUUUACAUGGGGCACUGUCAUCGAUGAGCUUAAAGGAAAAAGAGAAGGUUGGUUCGUGA
Messenger RNA from Blastomyces gilchristii SLH14081, 1506 nucleotides. RefSeq lists its product as uncharacterized. The record is from RefSeq and is a predicted model, not a curated record. NCBI's taxonomy places the organism in Eukaryota, Fungi, Ascomycota, Eurotiomycetes, Onygenales, Ajellomycetaceae. The transcript is spliced from 2 exons. The coding region runs from base 1 to 1506 and encodes 501 amino acids.